This is a messenger RNA of Trichechus manatus latirostris (Florida manatee), 957 nucleotides long. Its product is annotated as olfactory receptor 4X1-like. The transcript has a single exon. Gene Ontology annotation, cellular component: plasma membrane. Bases 1 to 912 code for a protein of 303 amino acids. Gene Ontology annotation, biological process: G protein-coupled receptor signaling pathway. Gene Ontology annotation, molecular function: olfactory receptor activity; G protein-coupled receptor activity. NCBI's taxonomy places the organism in Eukaryota, Metazoa, Chordata, Mammalia, Sirenia, Trichechidae. The record is from RefSeq and is a predicted model, not a curated record.
AUGGCUGCUACAAGCAAUGUGACUGAAAUAAUUUUCUUGGGAUUUUCCCAGAACUGGGAUGUGCAGAAGAUCAUUUCUGUGGUGUUUCUCCUCAUGUACACAGCCAUUGUGUUAGGCAAUGGACUCAUUGUGGUGACCAUCAUGGCCAGUAAAGGCCUCAGCUCCCCCAUGUAUUUCUUCCUCAGCUACUUGGCCUUUGUGGAGAUCUGUUACUGUUCUGUCACAGUGCCCAGGCUCAUCAUUGACUCCUUUACCGAGAGGAAAGUCAUUUCCCUCAAGGGCUGCAUCACACAGAUAUUUUUCCUCCAUUUCUUUGGUGGCACCGAGAUCUUCCUCCUGACAGUGAUGGCCUAUGACCGUUACGUGGCCAUCUGCAAGCCCUUGCACUACACGGACAUCAUGAACCGUUGUUUGUGUGGUCUCCUGGUGGGGGCCGCCUGGGGCGGGGGCUUGCUGCAUUCUGCUGGGCAAACCUUCCUCAUUUUCCAGCUACCCUUCUGUGGCCCCAACAUCAUUGACCAUUACUUCUGUGACGUCCACCCCAUGCUGAAGCUGGCCAGCUCAGACACCUUUCUCAUUGGCCUGCUAAUCACUGCUAAUGGCGGCUCCAUUUCGGUGAUCAGCUUUGCUGUGCUGCUUGCUUCCUACAUGGUCAUCCUGCACUCCCUAAGGAGUCAGACCUCAGUGGGGCGGCGCAAGGCCCUCUCCACCUGUGCCUUGCACAUUAUGGUUGUGGGGCUGUUCUUCGUACCCUGUUCCUUUGUUUACUUGAGGCCCUGUGUCAGCCUCCCUGUGGACAAGAUAGUGGCUGUGUUUUACACAGUGGUCACACCACUCUUAAGCCCCAUCAUUUACUCCUUCAGGAAUGCUGAAGUGAAAAACGCCAUGAGGAGACUGAUGGGGAGGAAGUGAUUUGGGAAGAGAAAUAGAUGAGGGAGUAGAGGCAAGAAACUGGGG